AUGCUCUCUUCUCUUCUCCUAGCUGGGUCUGUCUUCGGCCUUAGCCAAGCAGUCUCUCUACCCUUGACGACAAGAAGUACAAACUCAACCAACGCCUUCAGCUGGAUCGACACGAAACCAACUAAAGACCUGCACUACUAUGACUGUGGCGACGGCUUCCAGUGUGCCCGACUCCAAGUCCCCCUCGAUUGGUCGAACCCAACUAAGAACAGCACUGCAUCCAUCGGCAUCGUCAAACUCCCAGCUACCGUCCCGAAUAACGACCCAUCCUUUGCCGGCAGUAUUCUCAUCAACCCCGGCGGCCCGAGCGGUUCCGGGACUGGGUUUGCUUACUCCUUUGCUCCCAUAUUGCAAAAGGUUCUCGGCCAGGACCGCAACUAUGAGAUCAUUGGGUUCGAUCCCCGUGGUGUCAACACCAGUACGCCUCGCGCCGACUGCUUCAAGGGAGAUCAAUCCGCCCGCAGACUUUCCCAGGAGCGUGACUCCAUUUUACCCCCUAUUGAUGACGCCCUUGGCUAUCAUUGGGCCGAUGCUACUGCUCAGAGUGCUCUCUGCGAGGAGAAUGGUGUUGAUAGCAUCUGGGGUCAUAUGAACACCGCGUCCGUCGCUCGUGACAUGGUGGAGAUUAUUGACCGCAUUGACGACCUGCGCUGGAAGGAGUCAGGCAAGAACAAGCCCAAGGAUGCUGAGGUAGCUCGCCUCCAGUACAUUGGUAUUUCAUACGGAACCUACCUGGGCAAUACCUUUGCCUCAAUGUUCCCUGAGCGUAUUGGUAGGAUUUGGAUUGACGCUGUCGUUGACGGCGAUGACUGGGCUGCUGGUACCUUUCAAAACAACAUCAAUGACGUGGAGAAGAUCGUGGACCAAUUCUACGCGGUUUGCUAUGAAUCGGGGGAAGAUUGCCCCCUUUUUGAGCCAUCCGACAAGUCCGGCUCAGAUAUCAAAGCCCGAGUCGCCGACUUCCUCGAUGAGAUGGAUAGCAACCCCGUCUCUUUCGCCUACAACGACCGCCCGGCUGUCCUCGGAUCGCCAGUCAUUCGCCAAGCGAUUUUCUCCGCGAUGUAUACUCCGUUGGUCUCAUUCGAACCACUUGCUCUGGGUCUCAGCGCGCUUUUGAAAGGCAACUCCUCCAUUCUCGCAAACUUCCUAACCCCCGAGUCCAUCAAACUUGUCUGUGACUUGGAGGAUAAUGACCUUCCCCAGUAUAACUGGGAUUCUGAUGUCUUGUCUGGUGUUCUCUGCACCGACAUUGUGAAUGACUUAGUCAAUCGCAACAUCUCCUUCUACGAAAACUUGGUUAAGGAAUUGAAGAACCAAUCCGAAACCACCGGAACUGCUGGGACUGGGGCAGUCCCAAUCUCCUGUGCCGGCCGCAAGAUUCGCCCUCCUUACGCGUUCACGGGACCUUUCACAAGCCCUGCCGCAAAUGCCAACGACUCCAAGGCCCCUGCUGCACCACUUUUGAUCACUUCCAGCCGUUAUGAUCCCAUCACUCCUCUCAGGAACGCCCUGCAUGUUCAAAAGGGCCAUCCGGGAUCGGCUGUGGUAAUUCAGGAGACAUCGGGACAUGGCGCGACAUCCAACCCAAGCCUUUGUCUCGUCAAGAUUUUUCGGGAGUACUUUUACGAGGGCAAACUGCCCGAGAGUGGUACUGUCUGCGAGUCGGAAUGCAAGCCGACAAUUCCCGCCGACAAGGAGAACUGCACCUCUAUCCUCAACUCUAGAGAUGUGGAGUAUAUGUUGCCCCCUUUGGGAGACUUCCAUUGGUUCUAA
Messenger RNA from Colletotrichum phormii, 1773 nucleotides. Its product is annotated as TAP-like protein-domain-containing protein. NCBI's taxonomy places the organism in Eukaryota, Fungi, Ascomycota, Sordariomycetes, Glomerellales, Glomerellaceae. The transcript is spliced from 2 exons. The coding region runs from base 1 to 1773 and encodes 590 amino acids. The record is from RefSeq and is a predicted model, not a curated record.